GUGAAUCUCGCUUAGGGGGGUUGGUGAAGGUCCGAUCGGCCACAACCCUUGGAACACGAAGACCACCAAAGCGGCACCACAAAGAGUUACAAUAAGCAGCUCUCCCUGAUGUGUCACAGGCAUUUCGCCGUUGAGGGGGUGAGCUAGAUCUCAUCGUUUCACUCUCCGUUUCACCGAGCUCGGCGAGAACUCGAACAGCACUGUGGAGAGCGUGUCGUCCUGGCAGAUCAAGCGAUGCGCGAAGUUCGCGCUUGGUUCGCGCCUGGCUUGUGCGAACAGCCUGGCCGGGGUCGUUGGGCUUUCAUGGGAUAUCAUGAUGAGCCAUAUAUGAAACCAUGAUGUUGUUUAUUGAUCAAGAGUCUACAUUAUGGCAUUUGGCGCCACCAAUCACCUGAAGAGCACCAGGAAAGAACCUGGGACCCGGUGGAGAAACCUCGUGAUAUUCUACACCUAUACACCUGCCUCAGUGGCAGAAGUUAACCGCUAGCCUGUCUUUGAAUUCAGCCGUUGGAUCCUCCGGAUCUCAGAAUUCGGGCGCCCGUCCCAUCAUGUCACAUCAUCCUAUAUACACAGAUCCGAUCACGUGGUGGCCUUGGGUCAUUCCUGACUCCCAGUUGAGAUUCUUUCUUGUUUGACCCAUGUUCACCCACAUAUGCCACUACUUGGCGUCAUACUGCUGAGAGUAUCUGAGUAGCUCAUGGAUGUUCAUGUGAGUGCAUCAGACAAGUGCAGUCAUCGACAAGAGUGUGAGGAUGCAUGCUGUCAGGAUGCUGCGGAUGACUGUACACAGAUGACUGUACACGUCUUUCCGGCACAUGGUUACGUGAAUGGCAUGGGUCUCUUGGAAGACGACUUUCCAAACACACUGGUGUCCUCUAGGGCCAUGGUGGCCUACAGCUUUCCACUACAAACAGGGAGUUGUCCACUUCCAUGUGAUGUGCUUGUCAGAGUGUGUACUGAGGGUGAACACCACCAGAGUCCCUUCAGCUCGAAGCUGAGGAUGCCCCGCAGCUCACGGAGGCAGAGCUUGUGGAGGUCAAGGACGGGCUCGCGAGGCUGUUGCACCGCUUGAGCUGGGAGAAGCAGCGAUGGUCCCUGGAGGAUCGAAAGCUCAUCACCGAGGUGGCGGUGCUGCUACGCUCGGAAUAUCCGGAGCUACUGAAGAGCCGAUGGGUGCCGCGCACGGUCGCCUCCGCCUUGGCCACGCUUCGGUGAGGGUCCGAAAAGGUCGAGCCGUUCUGAACAGCGAUUGGUG
Molecule: messenger RNA, 1255 nt
Organism: Durusdinium trenchii
Lineage: Eukaryota; Dinophyceae; Suessiales; Symbiodiniaceae
Source: the annotation of a GenBank genome assembly